Molecule: messenger RNA, 564 nt
Organism: Phycomyces blakesleeanus NRRL 1555(-)
Lineage: Eukaryota; Fungi; Mucoromycota; Mucoromycetes; Mucorales; Phycomycetaceae
Exons: 4
Coding region: 1-564 (187 amino acids)
Source: RefSeq, a predicted model, not a curated record
AUGCAUAAAAAAACCAAACUAACUCAAGACAGAGCUGUGCCUUUAAGCUAUAAUGGUGUAUUUUCUUCCAACCGAUCGUCAAAACAUGUAUUACAUUCUAAGUUGCGUCUUAUAUCGUUUAUGCUAAGCCAAACCACAAUUGGAGCAGCCCCGACACAGCAUUCUGUCCAGGUCUUUGACCCUCUUCCUCAUACCAGCUGGAGAGCUGGCACCGUAGGAAUCAUGCGAUGGCAGAUACCUAGCGAUCCAGAUUUGUUUUACAAUAUUCAUCUACUGAAAGGAGACACAUUCCCACCUAAACUGGUCUCUACACUCGUUCGUUGGAUUGAGGCCGAUUUUGGAUACGCGAUAGUCUAUCUGCCUGACAAUACUACAGCAGGGUCAGACUACUGGAUUGGCAUUGGACAAUACUAUAGCGAAAUGACAUAUAUUCAUCCCAUCACAGUAAAGGAGUACGAUUACCGACUUGAAUCAACAUCCGAAUACAAAGAUCUUAAUAAUGACCAAUAUCAUGUUAUGCUUGAUAAUAUUGAGAUAUGGGAAGUGUUAGCAGAGACUGAAUGA